Molecule: messenger RNA, 489 nt
Organism: Babesia bigemina
Lineage: Eukaryota; Apicomplexa; Aconoidasida; Piroplasmida; Babesiidae
Exons: 4
Coding region: 1-489 (162 amino acids)
Biological process (GO): endoplasmic reticulum to Golgi vesicle-mediated transport
Source: RefSeq, a predicted model, not a curated record
AUGGCAAGCGGAAACAACAGCGUCGUCUACCUCGCCGUCAUCGGAGAACAGCGUGAACUUAUCGUUUCUCGCGCCUUCGGUGACGCUGACGAGGCGCAGCUGCAGCUGUCUGCAUAUGCUGCUAUGGACGUCAUUCAGGAAAAAAUGGUUAUCCAACACUAUUCGGCCACACCCGGGGAGCAGUCAGACCCUUAUCUGGGAUUCAUUACUCCUACGUUGCUCGGGGAGGAAUUUUAUAAGGUGCAUGCCUACAUGGCCGCCACGGGCUUCACCAUCAUCGCAAUUUUCGACGAGCAUGACGCUUCCCUAGAGUCCAUUAGACAGGUACUUCAGUCGCUCAACAGCCGUAUCGCUGCGCAGUUUUUCGAGAAGAUACACAUCCUAUUUGCGAACACAAUGUGCAACCCAUUUAUGUCAAUGAAAUUUCAUUCACCGAGGUUUUACGCCAGUUUGGAAAAGAUCGCGUCGGAGUUCGCCACACCGCAUUAA